UGACAGUAGACCGACCAUGGUUUUAGAAAAGGAUUGUUUAAAAGUUAUUUUAGUUGUUACAUUCCAGUUUAAAAAUUAUUUUCCUACAUAUCGCAAUUUAAAGUAAAACUUAAGUUAAACCAGCACUUAGUAAAGAAGAUAAGCUUAAAUAAUUAGAUUGCAAAUUAGAUAUACUUAUUGUAAAUAAUAAAUUAUUUAUAGUUUAUACAUGUCUUAGUUGUCUGUUGAUCAUGAUACAUUGGUGGUGUUACUUCAAUGUUAGUUAGAAAAAGUUAGGCCUAAUAGUAAUAUAAGUUUACCAAUUAUUCAGUAGACUUAAGUAGUGUUUUUACUUUACAAACAUGUUGCUUUUUCAAAUUUUCAUUAUUAUUUUUUAUUGUUCUAAAAUGUCGUUUACUAAUUAGCAUCGGUAUUUAUCAUAACAUUGUGCAAUCAAUCAUAUAAAUUAUAAUUACGUAGUAAAAUGUAUUUUGUGGUUUUGAUAUUAAAUCUUUGUCAUAUAGUUUUUAUUCAUAAUCAAUAAAUCACAAUACAUGUCAAGUUCAAAAAGGGUAGAACACUUUCAUCAAGUUCAUGGUAAUCUUCCUUGCAUAUUAUUUCAGGCUAUAACUUAAAUAGUGUGAUAAAUGUUGCAGCCAGCUGAUUUGCUUCUUUCUUAGAAAGUUUCUGUUUUAUAACUUUGAAUUAUUAUUAAGUGAUUGAGAUUGAACUGCAUAGGAAAACAAUUUUACCAUUUUUUCAGGACUUGUAAGUUAAUGUGACAUGCACUUAUGAUAAUUCUGAGACUGUGCUUCUGGUGACUAUUUAUGUUCUUUUUGAGAAAAUCUGUGCUGCAAGCUAGUGACAACGAGGUAUACCAUCUAAGGUAGCUGUUUCUUCUUUAUCGGGGUACCGUCAUCCACCUGUUGCCAUCAUUCACUCUUUAAUGUGACUGUGACUGGUUUUCAAAGAUGGCUGAAAAUCCAGAAGCUACAGUUGGAGAAGUUGCUAAUGAUGAUGAAUUUGGUGAAUUUGAAGGUUUUGAGGGAACACCACUUGAGCCUGUACAAGCUCAGCCAGCACCCUCUCCUUGGGCUACAUUUCCAGAUCUGCUUCCUGUUCAGAAUAGUUCUGCUACAUCAGUUGAUGAUACCUCAUCUCCUCCAGUUUGUUCUUCAGAACCUUUAGAUGAGCCCUGGUUAGUAGCAGCUACUAGUUCACAACACUAUCCUACUUCAACUAAUGCUGCUGUUUCUAAUGUAUCAAUUCAACAGUCAAGAACUCCAUAUCCUCCAGACAUUUCACUAGCAAACUACCAGGUUCCCAGUAAUGAUUUAGCAGGUGCAUGUGAUAUUGCUCAAUCAUCACGGUUGUCAAAUCCUCCUGACAUAUCCUUGGCAGAUUUCAGUCAAGGUGAAAGUGAUCUAAGCAAUGGUAGAGAAAACUUAGUCCUUUCUUCUCGGUUGUCCAACCCUCCAGAUGUGUCUCUAGGAGCUAUGUCUGGUCCAAUUAUUUCUGAAUCACCUGAUGAAAAAUUAGGUGGUCUUAUACAUAUGCUUCUUAACAACGCACCCCAAUCUUCAGCACCAGAAGCUAGUAAGUUGCACAGAUCAUUCCAACAGGUGCCAUCUGAUGCUAACUCACUUAGAACCCAAGUUCAGAAUCUCCAACAGGAAAGAACACUCCAACAAGAACAAAUUGAAGCACUGCAGCAAAUGAAUUGGCUGCUAGAACAACAACUGUCUGAAAGCAACAAACAAACCCGAGACACAAGGACACAGUUAGAAGAAGCUCGUAUUAUGCAGAGGAGGCUGACUUCAGAUCAUAAUAGUAUGGAAAUAUUAUUGCAAAAAGUGGACCAGAUGCAGGAAUUACUGCUUAAACAGCAAGAAGCAUUUCAUGGUCAGCUACAAGAGGAGUUUCAGAAGCUAGAACAGAGGCUACAGGGUCAGCAGUGUGAAAACAUGAAUAGUUUUUGUGUUUUUGUUGAGAAGUGUACAAAAACAUGUUUUGAAGAAAUAUCUUGUAACAUAAUGUCAUUAAUAAAGGAUGCUGUUGGUAACCAUUUCAUGAAUAAUCAGAACCUUCCUAUUCCUGAGUUGCUGGAAAAGUUUAAAAAAGACUUAUUUACAAAUUCAGUGGAGCAAAGAAAGCUUCUCAAGCAGGAACACAGUCGACAUCUUCUGUUACUUUCAUCAACCCUACAGUCCAUAGCUAUGCAGUUGAAAACAGAGAAUGAGACAGACCAAAGUGAAGGAACAGAAUCAUGACAGGAAUGCUAAACAGAUUCCUACAAGUUUAGUUUAUUUUAUUAUGUUGUUUCUUAUAAAAGUAAAUAUAGUUAGUGUGCCAUAUUUCUCAAAAGGUGAAAUACACAUUUUAGUCAAUUAUGUUUGUUCAUUCUGUUUCUGCUUCUAAUCAACCUUAUAAAUUGUAGAAUAUCUGAUUAGUUUUCAGUUAUAGCUUGUAGUUGAAAGAUGACAGUUGCUUUUUUAUUAAGAUUGCAUUGUUAAAUGUAUGAAACUGCUGGUGUAUUUUGAAGAUUGUGCACUAAUAUUUUCUUUUAAAACUAUAAUUUUAAACUCUAGAAAGUUUAAAAGCUCAAAACUACAUUACAAACAACAGUUCAGUAUGUUUAUAGCAAUUAAAGGUAAUAUAAGUCAACAACAAAACAGGAUUUCAUGGAUUUUUUUUUACAUAUUGAUAUAUUGUACUAUUUAUGUGAACAAAUGUCAGUGAAGAUAUGGUACUGAUAAAUUGUGACUAGGGAAAUGAGAUUGAAAUACUUUUAUAGAAUGUCUUUAUAAGUACAAAAACAAUUGAAAUUAUGAAGUCCUUGUGAAACUUGUACCUUUGUUUAUAUGCAUGUGUUUAUAUAUAUAACAUUGUAAAAAUUUUGCUAAUCGAUAGAAUGGUAUAGCAUUUUAAUUCACGUAAUCUGUGUUGAAUUUCCUUUGAGGCAGAUGUGUAAAACUGAUUGUACUAAGUUGUUAAGUUCAAAUAAAUAUACAAAAGCACAUUAUCAUGUAAUUGGCUAGAGGUAACUUAGUGUCACAUUUUCACAUUUUGUAGUAUUAAUUUUCACAAUGAUUCAGUUAUCCAGCCUGCAGAUAUUGUGUUUUGCAGUUGUAAUUUUUUUUCCUAGGUGUAUCUACAUAAAUGAAGAUGUAAGUAGCAGUUUGUAUGAGAGAUGCGAGUUAUACUUUUAAUGGCUUUUUGUUAUUUCAUUCAUUUAGUUUUACCUGGAGUGUGGAAAACAUGAUCCAAAAUAGGUAGAAUUGGUCAAACAGCUUCAGAAUACAUCAUUUUUAGUGCAUUUUGAUAUUUCAGAAUACCACAAAUGCAUCAAUACAGGCACAUUCAUAUGUAACCAAAACACACGUUUCAACCUAUGGGCACAAAUACUAAAACACCACAAAAUUUAAAGUCUAAUAUAACUUGUCAACUAAACAUGAUUAAUCUGAAUUAAAUAUUUUUAUAAAAUGUACACACGUAAAAUGCCAACCUUAUAUACAUUAAAAUAAACUCAAAAAUUAAUUAGUUGAUGCUUAUAAAAUAUACUUUCACUUCUUUUGAUUCAAACUCUACCUUAGUUAUGCUUUCUUUGUCAUUUUUUCUAAAAGCUUUAACAAUUUAAUACAAAAAUACAUUUCUUACUUAAUUUAUUGUCCUUUUUUGUGAUUCCUAGUGAUAGAAUAAUUGUAAUGUUGCAUUAUUCCAACUAAUAUCAUUUCUGUCUUAUCCCUACUUAUUUAAAGUGGCACAAUGUAUAUACUUGUAUAACUUUAAUAUCUUUAUUUAAAUUCUAUUGUAGCUUUUGCUCUUUUCACUGCUGUGCCAUCACAAUGCUUUGUAUGCUGUGUAUCUCAUACUUAUUAGAAUGGUUUAAAUUAAAACCUUUGUUUAUAACAGCUAAAAUAGAGAACAAAAACUGACUAUGAAUUAUAUCUCAACCCUUGUAAAUAAAACAUUUAAAAUUAUAAUCCUUGUAAUCAAGAAAAUGUUUUAAACUAGCUUAUGACUUGUUAAAAGAAUUGUGAUUGAACUUUGGAAGAGAACAAAAAUAAUCAUGAAGUUUAAAAACUUAAGCACCACAAGUAAAAAAAGGUUAACCUGUGGUAAAAUAAUAUAUAUUUUUUCUUCCAGUUAAAAAAUAACUUAUGCUAAAAUAAUAAUAGCUUUAGUUUUCUAUUAAGUAAAAUGAAAUGUGUAUUAGGAUAGUAAUAGCUUUAGUUUUCCUAUUCAGAGAAAAUAUAAUCUGUGUCACAAAAGUAAUAUCUUUAAUUUUUCUAUUCAAUGAAAAUAUAGCUUGUUUUAAAACAGUAAGAGCUUCACUUGUUAAUUGAAUAAGAAGAAAUCUGUUAUAAGUUUUUUUUUCAAUGAAAUUAACUAGCAAGCAUUCUUGUGGCAUGUAUGUGGCCAAGUUUGAUCCAAUGGUUAGUGUGCCAGACUGUGGAUUUGCAGCUCUGGGGUUCAUGCUCCAUUAUUGCCAAAAAUAAAACUGCUUACACUUUGGAGCUAUAGGUUUGUAAUAAAUUUAAUGAUCAAUUUUAUUUUAGUCACAAUCAUUAAAAAUUUGAUUAAAAACUUAGUAUUAUUAAAGAAAUAUAUUUUUAUAUUCCAGUGCUAUAUUUAUAGCAUUUAUAAGUAGGUAUGGCUUUUGUUGUAGGACCAAUAUGUAUUUGCAACUACUUCUAUUUCUGAAUGAUUUAGUCUUGAUGCAUUACUGAUUUCUAUUGUUAUAAGUAGGAAUGGCUUUUGUUGUAGGACCAAUAUGUAUUUGCAACUACUUCUAUUUCUGAAUGAUUUAGUCUUGAUGCAUUACUGAUUUCUAUUGUUUUUAGUGAAAUUAUUUGCUUGAUGUUUUCGUUGCUGAUGGAUUACCACCACUAAAUCUAUUUUUCUACCUUUUGAACCAGUUAUACAGGUUGUCUAUAUAAUUUUUUGAACAUUAUCUUAUUCUAGCAAAUAUAGAACCAUACAAACACUUUCAACUUACAGAUGGUUUUAAUUCAUGAAUCUUAACCUAAUGUAGAAUAUUUGAAAUAUUAUUACUGCUAAAAUAAUAGUUACCACUGCUAACUUGUAACUAGCACUGUUAACUGUUAUUUGACAUUUGAAAUAAUAUUAAAUUCUCUCUGCAAAACAUAAUUUGAAUCUUAAUAUAAGAAUAAAAUCAAAGAAACAUUAAUAGACUGUCAAUGUUAAUUCAAUUAUUUUCUUGUUAACUACAUUUGACAAUUUCAGAUUAAACUGAGUUGCUGUUGAGAAUACAAGUCUGCUUUUAUAAUGGUAGAAUUGGUAAGAUAAAUCAUGAAGUAAUACUGAAUUAAACUGCUAUUAAACCAGAAGCUUGGAUGAAUUUAGUGGUUCUUGUUGUAUAGUGAAUUGCCUGUGGUUAGUGACAAAUAAUGAGAUUAUACCCAUUGCAAAAAUGUCUAAGAGUGGUAGAGAAUGUGACAAGGGCAGAAAAUUUGAAUUGGGUUAUGCAAAAAAGCUACGUUUCAAUACUGAAAUAUUUAAAGGAGGAAGAAGAAAUUCAGUCUGAAGGUGUAGUUGAGAAUGAAAAUGAAGAUGCGGGAAAUGGUUUGGCCCAGAGAAAAGAUUCUCAAAGCACAUCCACUCACUGUGAGUAUAAUAAUGCUCUGAUAAAUACAUCUGAUGAAGUGUCUACAAAAGAUCAGCAAGAUUCUGUUAACAUUAAUGCAUUAAAAUCUGAUGAUCUUAACAUAUAAAUCUAUUAGUUAUGAUCUUGGUGAAUGGCAUUUCCCAAUACAGGAUAUAGAUAGAGUAAAUUUUAUUCUUAAAGGACCGAUUCGAGAAGAAAAUGUAACUUUUCCAGUGGAUUAUAUAAACAGGCAUUUCUCCUCAUUCCAUUGCAUAAGAAUUCUAAGCAACAAGGAAAAACCAGAAAGGCAUUGGUUAGUUUACUCUGCAAGCAAAAACAUUGUUUAUUAUUUUGCCUGUUGUCUAUUCUCAUCCUCAAGUGUAGCAUUAGUAUCUCACAGCUGUAAUGAUGGAAUAAUCUCAGUAGUCAUCUCAAAUCUUAUGAGAACAGUUCAGAUCAUAUAGAAUGUGCCUUGAAAUGGUUGGAAUCAGAAAAGAGGCUGAAAUGCAAGAAGACUGUUGAUACAGCGAUUCAAAAUCAAAUACAGCAGGAAAAGCAAUGCUGGCGUGAUAUUUUGAAAAGACUCUUGGCCAUAAUUCAGUAUUUAGCAUUGCAUAACAUGGCAUUUAGAGGACAUAGGGAUAACUUAGAAAAGGAAAGAAGUGGAAACUUUUUAGACCUGGCUAAGUUUACUGCAAAGUUUGAUUCUGUUCUUUGAGAACACUUACAACGCAUAGGAAAAAACAUUCAAAAAGAGUUAAUAACAUUGAUGGCCAAACAUGUUAAACUUGCAGUUAUGGAAAAUAUGCAGCAAGCAAAAUAUUAUUCAAUAAUUCUAGACUGUACUACAGGCGCAAGUCACACAAAACAAAUGACGAUGGUAUUGCAUUAUGUUGCUGAAAAGUUGGAAGACAUUGAGGAACAUUUUGUCAGAUUUAUAUCUAUAGAAAAACUAUGGUUGAAGAAUUAACAAAUUGUGUACUUUCACAAAUCAACAACCUAGGACUGGACAUCAAAAACUGCUGCGGACAAGGAUAUUAUAAUGGAGAAAAAAGUGGUGUAAAAACAAUAAUACUAAAUGUCAAUCCUUUAUCCUUCUUUUGCACCUUGUACAUGUCACAGUUGGAAUUAGUGCUUGGUGAUGCAGCAGCAUCUUGUACAAAGGCUAGAUUAUUUUUUGGUGUUUUGCAAAGGCUGUAUACAUUAUUUUCUGGUUCAUCCAAAAGGUGGAUUGUUGUAAAAGAAAGAGUAAAUAUUACUCUCAAGCCUUUGGCCAAAACCAAAUGGGAAUGCGUAGUGGAGAGUGUGAAGGCUGCCUGAUAUCAAUUAAAAGAUAUUGCUGAUUGCCUAGAAAAAUUGUCAGAAAUAAGUUGUGAUCCAACAUUUUGUAUCGAAUUCAGUUUGAUACAAGAAUAAAUUUUGUCAUACGAGUUUGUACUUUCUUUAAUAGUGUGGUAUGAUAUUUUAGUUCAAAUAAACCUGAUUAGUAAAGUAUGGCAACAGUGUAAUAUGCAGUUGGAUACUGCAUUGAAACAUUUUGAGGAAUUUCUAUGCUGGCUAGAUAAUUAUAGAACAAAUGGGUUUGACUCUGGUAUAGUGACUGCCAAUGAAAUAGCUGAUGAAAUGGGCAUUCAGAGGAAUUUUAAAGAAAUUAAGCUACAUAAGAAGAAAAUAGAUUUUUGUUACGAGUGUCCAGACAAAACCUGUCCUAACCUUGCAGACAUUUUCAGAACUGAAUAUUUUAAUAUCAUCAUCAACAUGAUUCAUGCAAGUGCUGGACCUCGAUUUGAGGGGUUAAAACCUACUACACCAAUUUUGGUUUUCUCUACAAUAUUUCAUCUUUAAAGAACAAGUCUGAUGAAGAACUUUUACAGUGUUGUAAAGAACUACAAGUGCUACCUACACUGUCUGAGUCAUCCGACUCUGAUAUCAAUGGCGAAGAAUUACUUGAGGAACUAAGAAUGUGUAUCAGGACUGUACCUCCAAAUAUAGACAUUCAUGAUUCACUAAAAUAUAUUAUAGAUAAUUUAAUUGAAGUUUAUCCUAAUGUUUUUGUAGCAUUAAGAAUUAUAUUAACAAUGCCAGUUACAGUUACUUGAGCAGAAAGAUCUUUUUCAAAAUUGAAAUUAAUAAAAACUUAAGAUGUACUAUGUGUCAAGAGAGGUUAUCAGCAUUGACUAUUCUGUUUAUUGAACAUAAUUUGGCUUCAAAAUUAGAUUAUUCCUCUGCUAUAGAUGAAUUUAGCACUACUAAAUGCAGAAAAAUGAAAUAUAAUUGUAAUUGUACCUAUCCAAUAAAUUGUUGUGAUCUUAUAUUGAUGCUGUAUUUCACUUAAUAUCUGAAAUUGUUUUCUCAUGUCAAGGGGCCUCAUGUAUGACUUUUGUCUAGGGUCUCGCUAUUACUAGAGCCACUUCUGAACUAGACUGUGGCACUCCAAAAAUGGAUUGAAUAUGUGAAGAUGGAACUAUCUUCAUCUAUUUCAAGCUUGAUAAAUUUGCUUUUCCACAGUGUACAUGGUUUGGUGAUACUUUACUAUUUAAUAUUUGGCUCCUUUAGCAUGACUCAUUCAUUUGCUUCUGUCAGUAUUUCCUAGUUAGCAGUUUCCUUCCCAAAGCACAUGCAUUGCUUAAUUGUUUGUCGGAUCCUUUCCUAAUGAUGAGGAAACUGGGUCUUUCAGUCACAGAUGAUUGAAUUAUGUUAAAUUUAUUUUAUUUUUAUUCUAGGCAAUUAUAGGCCCAGGUUUGUCACUAAUUGAUGAACAAAACAAUUCCAACAAUCACAAAUCCAACUUCAUGAUACUAACAAGAAGAUAAGUUGGCAGUUUCUUGAAAAAUAGUAAAGUUAAUUCAAAUAAAAUGAUAAUAAAAGUAUAUAUUUAUUGUAAAAAUAAUUAAUAAUUCGAGCCACGACAGUUGUUGUUUAUGAAAUUGAUGAUAUAAAUAUUGGCUCAGUUACUACUAUGGCUUGUAGUUUAAGAGGUACAAACUUAACUGUUUUAGUUAUUUGAGAUUAAUUUUGAUAGUGGGGAGUUAAAGCUAAUAUUUCAGUAUAGACAAAGUACAUCUUUGAUCCUGGCAUGGUUUAAAUAAGACAGAGUGAGAGCAUCUUCUGUUUCUAAUUAUUAUAUAUGUAAAGGAGUUUUAGAUUUAUAAAUUAAUUAAGAUGAGCAUUUUGUUUUCAGUACACUUUUUUUUUGGAGGUGGGGAGCCAGAACCUAAUUCCACUAACUUGUAAAUUAUUUAAAAAAAUCAAGAAAAACAUUCAGUAAGUGAUUAGUACUAGCAAGUUGCAAAAGGAGGAUAAUAUUAGCUGAUUUUAAAAUAAAAUCACACAUUUGUAAUGAACAACUCCAGGUACACAACUCUUAGACUCAAAUUUCUUUGGGUCUGUCUGAUUUUGAGUUAGUUGAUCACUUUGUCACCAUAAGUUAUCCAUCCAUACAAGUAUAUUUAAAUAAGUAUUUUCUAAUAAAUUACUGGGUAAUGUAUGAAAAAGAUAAUGACAACAUAAAAGAAAAGGUAGUUGUAACAUUGCCUUUAAACAGCAUUAUUCAUUAAAUAUAUUGUAUAUUUAAUAUUGUUUAUGUAGUUUUGCAAAUUUUUAUUAUAUCUUAGGUUAAAUGUAGAUAUUAACCAGGUUAACAGAUGUUGUACGUAGGCCUCUAAUUACAAAAAUAAGUUAACAUAAAUUGUUUGUUGUUAAGUAGGUAUUUGAAAUUUAGUUAUGUAAGAAAUUAAAAGUAUAGUUAGAAAGUUAUUGGAAAAUAUGUAUAAAAUUGUAAAUAGACCCUUUAAUUUAUAACAAAACAGAGGUUUGAAGUUUGUUGUUGGCCUUGAAAAUAAAAAGGAUAUAUGUAAUAGGUAGUACAUGUUAAAUGAAAAAAAUUCACAUCUGGCAAAUGAGUUAUACACUUUAGUCAAGAAGAACAUUUUUUCCAGCAUAUAUCAACAGUUAAUGAGUGAAUCAUUACCACUCAACACCAUCUAUGUUUUGAGUGUAGACAUUCAGUCCUAGGAAUUGUUGUUAACACAUUUAAAUUAAGGUAGUCCUAGGAGUUUCCUAUAUUUUGGUGAAAAAUAUUUGCCCAUGUUUCAGUUAAAGAAAAGCAGUUAAUUGUAGGAAUUAUUGUCUACAUUCAUGAUUGUUGUGAAAGGCCAUCUCUAGUUAUAAUUUGAAAAUAAAUGUAACUUUAACCAAAUUAUUGAUGUUACAUGUAAAUUAUGUAUAUAACUAGUCUGUGUCUAUGAAUGUUUUUUUCUCCCUUCUAAGUUCUUCAUGACUUGAGUGUUAGAAUGUGUGAUGUUUUUAUACUUAAACUAAACACAAGGAUUUGGAAACAUCAUUUAAUAACAAAGUUUUUGUCUUAAAGGAAAUGUUUUUGGUUAAUGUUAGUGUUAUUCUUAUACAUUUUCAUAACACUGGAAGUUUUAGAAGUUGUAUUCUGUACCAUAUUAUUGCUAGAAGAACACAAAAUUAUACACAUAUAAUUUGUUGUGUAUAACGUUAUUAUGAUUAAAAAAAAGAGUUCGUGUUACGUUUCAAAAAAAAGUAAGAUUUUUUACAAGUAUUGUAUCUAUAUUAGUAGUCUGUAUUAGUAUUACAAAUUUUUGAAUUAAAAAGGAUGGUUCAUUAUAUUUCAAGACUAAUACACUGAUAUGUUUAAAAUGUUCUUACUGGAAAUAUAUGUAUCUUUCUAGAAUGAUGAUUAUGAAAGAAAACAGUAUAGGUGGUUUACUUACUGAAAACACAAAUAUGUAAAUUUAGAUAAACGUCUGGGUAAAGUUAUAAUUGAUAUUACUGUACAGUAUAUAAAGAUGUGCAUUUUUGAAACAAUAAGUAAAAGCUUAAUGUAAAUAGGAACUAAAUAUAUAAUUCUGUUCUUUUUUCACAUUAGAAACUUUGAAUUAACAAUUAUCAUCUAAGCACUUCAGAACUAUAUGUUAACUGUGAAUUAACAAGUGUCAACUAAGCACUUCAGAACUACAUGUUAACUGUGAAUUAACAAGUAUCAACUAAGCACUUCAGAACUACAUGUUGAUUCUGUGAAUCAACAAGUAUCAAAUAAGCACUUCAGAACUACAUGUUGAUUCUGUGAAUUAAAACUUUUCAGUUAAACACUUUAGAACUACAUGUUGACUGUGAAUUAACAAGUAUCAAAUAAGCACUUCAGAACUACAUGUAAUAGUAGUAAACUACAAAUCACCUUUAUUUUAAAAGCUUGUAUGUUUGAAACCAUGGUUGUAUAAAUUUUAAUUAGGAUUUUUUCCAGCUUGUUAUGGUCUUAUGAACUGUAUCAUUAACUUAUGAAAAUAAUUAAGUUUAUGUGGUCUCCAUAAUGUUGAGAAAAAUAUGUUGUAUAAAAAAAGAUUAUAAUUUUGGGAACUUGUCUGAAUAUACAUCUACAUCUUAUUGUUUAAAGUGUAAUAUAUUGUUGGUUUGGUAGCUUUAUCUGAUUUUAAAAUAAAAUAAACAUUUGUAAUGACCAACUCGGAAAAUCUCAGAUUCAUAACCCUAAACAACAUUAUUCAUUAAAAUACUAUAUGGGAAGACUUGGAAGUAAAUUGGUGAAUAAUAGAAUUGUAUUUGCAUUUUAAUUUCUUAUUAAUAGUAAUCAAACUAUUUUGAUAUUUACAUCAAAGAUAUCAACACUUGGACAAAUUUUUGGCUUUAUAUCAACCUGCUUCAUUUGGGGCAGCUGAAAAAACAGUAGUGUAACUUUUCAGCUAAGAAGACAUUAGUGGAAAACUACUGUAAAUUUCUCUAAUUGUUAAUUUGAUACAUGCUAUUAGGAAACUUCUUUUUGUGUUGGGAAAACUACCAACUGGUUUUCUUGUGAAAAUGUGUUUUGUAGAUUAUAUUUAUCAUUUGUAACCAAAAGCUGCAAAUUACAUAUGUUAUCUCUGUAAUUUUAUAAGUUUAGUUCAAUCACACCAACAUCUUAUAUAGAGAACAAAUGUCAUAUGGUUUAUCUAUAACAUCAGUUACAAUGUUGUUAGAAGUAAAGGUUUCCUUCAAUAUAAAAGAUACGAUUCCAAAGUUACAGAACUCUAAUAAUACUUUAUUAAAAUUGUUUAUUUGUAUGAGUGUCUUGAAUCUUUGGUAAUAAUUUUGAAGUGAGAAUUUUAAUUCAAGAUUGCGAGCUUCAAGUAUAAAAAUCAUAUAAUCUCAGUAGUUAUAUACCAUCUGAACCCACCCUAAUAUAUGUGCAAUUACUUAUUGGUAGAACUAAUAAUGAGGAACAACUUCAUAAUUAAAGAGUGUGUGUGUGUUGGUAAGUAGUUUAAAAUAGGAGUUAAAUGAAGUCAAUUGUGCCACUGAAUUAUUUUUAGUAGUAUCAAAAUCAUCUGGUCAAGCUUUAGAAUUUUUUUCCUCAUGUAAAAUUAUAGCGUUACUUUAUUUUUCAUUUUUAUAGUGUUCUGUAAAGAUAUAAUAGAAAAAAUGUUUUGAUUGCUAAUAUUGCCUGUCUUUGAAUGGAUUCAAUGCAUUUUGAAGUGAUUUGCUUUAUUCACAUACUUGGAUGCACACAGUUCAUUGAUUCUAGAGGUUGAAACAGAAAAACUUUAAACAAAAAAAUUUUCAGCCUGGACAUGACAUCUGUUGGUGGUUUUUAGGAAUACUACUUAUCAUUUUUAUUUUUUACCCCUGUAUAAUUUUAGCCUUGUAUUUCUUAUACACAUAAUGAUCUAUAUGUGUAUUAUAGGUAACAGAACUGUUUAAUCCAUAAAAGUAUUUUUAGUUAUUUUAAUUUUAAAUAUAGUAGUUUGGUUCAACACAUUUGAGAAACCUUUACUAUUACAUCUGUAAAUGUAGGAUUGGAUUGAAUUUUAUAAUUUAAACUGUGUGUAUUAGUUUGAAAUUAAUGAACCCUCCUGUAAAGUCUUUGUUGACAAGAAUCAGACUUUAUCUGUUUUAAUGUAAAUUGUGUAAUUAAAUAAAGAUAAUCAGAUACUGGUUAGUACUUUUUUUUCACAUAUACGUGAAACUUUCUUGUAGUAAUAGUUUACAGGAGUAUGUGAUAAGCUGAAAUAGCUUCAUGAUACUGUUCCUGUCAUUAAUACUAAAAACUAUCCAUUACAGCUAUGUAAAAAUUCUAGUUAUAAUAAAAUAAUAAUUCUGAUUUUCGUUAUUUAUUUUCACUUCUAAAACUGCAAUAAAAAUUAAAUGUAUUCUCUCUUUAAAUAUCUUUAGAGGUGAAGAAAAAUAUAUAAAGCUAUCACCAGUAGGAGUUAUCAGAAAAACAGUUCCAUUUUUAGCCUAUUUAUAACAUUAAUAGGAAAAUUCCAUGAAGAUAUUGUUUCCAUUUUUAUGUUUUGUGUUAAAAUUCUUUAAAUGGUUUUAUAAUUUAUGAAAGUUAAUAGUUAUCCAUUUAUCUACACAUGCUGCCAAAAGGUCUUAAACAAAAGAUAUGUAGACUGUGUAUUGGAAGUAAAUGUUUAAAGUUCAUGACAUCGGCUUAUGUCACGGAAUAUGAAUAUAUAUAUAUAUAUUUUGUUGGAAGAGAAAAACAUAAUAAUAUUAAUGCAUUUAGUAAGCUUCUUUAACAAUGCCUUUCCAUUGGUUAAAAUAAAAAAGUGUGGUGAUGAAGAUUAAAAAAAUGUUGCAAUAGCUCUGAAAGUUGUUGAGAUUGAAAAGAUAAUUACUAAUUAAUUGUAAUUAAGGAAAUAUCCAAGUGAAAUUAUUAUUUGAAGAUCAGUGGUAUGACUCAUGCUGUCUUUGUGGCAAAGAAAUUAAAACACACUGUUCAUUGGCACAUACAAGGUGGUAUUGUUCAGUCUUCCCUGUGUAGUAGAAUGUAGAGUAAAUGGAGUAUAUGUGUAGAUAUAUAUAUAUAUAUAUAUAUAUAUAUAUAUAAGUAGACUUAAUAGGACAUGGCCAGAUGGUUAAGGAACUUGACUCGCAGUUGGAAGGUUGUGGGUUCAAAUCCUCUUCCUACCAAACAUGCUCGCCCUUUCAGUCAUGGGCAUUGUUAUUAUGUGAUGGUC
This is a messenger RNA of Limulus polyphemus (Atlantic horseshoe crab), 13569 nucleotides long. RefSeq lists its product as uncharacterized. NCBI's taxonomy places the organism in Eukaryota, Metazoa, Arthropoda, Merostomata, Xiphosura, Limulidae. The coding region runs from base 951 to 2249 and encodes 432 amino acids. The record is from RefSeq and is a predicted model, not a curated record. The transcript is spliced from 11 exons.